This is a messenger RNA of Hibiscus syriacus, 2292 nucleotides long. RefSeq names its product probable pectin methyltransferase QUA3. The transcript has 7 exons. The coding region runs from base 199 to 1995 and encodes 598 amino acids. NCBI's taxonomy places the organism in Eukaryota, Viridiplantae, Streptophyta, Magnoliopsida, Malvales, Malvaceae. The record is from RefSeq and is a predicted model, not a curated record. Gene Ontology annotation, cellular component: cytoplasm; trans-Golgi network; endosome. Gene Ontology annotation, molecular function: methyltransferase activity.
CAUAUCCCAAUCCCAUAAGCUUAUCUCACAAUUUCUCUAAUCCUCGAAGCCUCACUUCUCGAGUUCUAAAAGCAUUCCACCGGUAAGUUCCAUUUUGCUCCCCAAUCUGAUAAUAACCCAUCGUUCAUUCGCACAGAUCCAAUCUGGAUCCACAGCCAAAGCCUGUGAUAGAACCUUUACCCUCGACGAUCCAGAAACAUGGGUCACUUAAAUCUACCGGCAUCCAAACGGAACCCGCGGCAAUGGAAGCUUUUGGACUUCAUAUCCGCCGUGUUCUUCGGCCUCGUACUCUUGUUCUUCCUGCUAGUAUUCACCCCUCUCGGGGAUUCCAUGGCUGCCUCUGGUAGGCAAACCCUGUUGCUUUCCACGUCGGAUCCGAGGCAACGGCAUCGUUUGGUAUCGUUGGUGGAACUCGGCCACCACCACAAGCCAAUCGAAGCGUGCCCCGCCGAUUCCGUUGAUCAUAUGCCGUGUGAGGACCCAAGGCGUAACAGCCAGCUGAGCAGGGAGAUGAAUUUAUAUAGAGAAAGGCAUUGCCCUUUGCCUGAUGAAACGCCUCUUUGCUUGAUCCCUCCUCCUCCUGGUUAUAAGAUUCCUGUUCAGUGGCCUGAAAGCUUACAUAAGAUAUGGCAUUCCAAUAUGCCACACAACAAAAUUGCUGACAGGAAAGGUCACCAAGGAUGGAUGAAAGAGCAAGGUCCCUAUUUUAUUUUCCCUGGUGGUGGAACAAUGUUCCCUGAUGGAGCUGCUCCAUAUAUCGAGAAACUCGGGCAGUACAUUCCCAUAAAUGGUGGAACUCUUAGGACUGCCCUUGAUAUGGGAUGUGGGGUUGCAAGUUUUGGGGGUUCAUUGUUAUCUGAAGGCAUUUUGACACUCUCGUUUGCUCCUAGAGAUUCCCACAAAGCACAAAUACAAUUUGCAUUAGAAAGAGGAAUACCGGCCUUUGUUCUAAUGCUCGGCACUCGCAGACUCCCUUUUCCUGCAUUUGCAUUUGACUUAGUUCACUGCUCCCGAUGCUUGAUCCCUUUCACAGCUUAUAAUGCAACUUAUUUCGUUGAAGUGGAUCGGUUACUACGUCCAGGUGGAUAUUUGGUCAUCUCUGGACCCCCUGUACAGUGGCCUAAGCAAGAUAAGGAGUGGGCAGACCUCCAGUCUGUGGCAAGUACAUUGUGUUAUGAGUUGAUUGUUGUAGAUGGGAAUACGGUCAUUUGGAAAAAGCCCGAUGGAGAUUCAUGUCUUCUGAACCAAAACGAAUUUGGGCUUGAAUCUUGUGAUCAAUCAAAUGACCCCAGUAAUGCAUGGUACUUUAAGUUAAGAAGAUGCGUGGCUCCAACAUCUUCCGUGAAUGGAGAAUUUCCGCUUGGGAUGAUUCCUAAGUGGCCAGACAGGCUAACAAGAGCUCCUUCAAGGGCUUUGGUCAUGAGAAACGGGAUUGAUUUGUUUCAGGCAGACACAAGGCGGUGGACAAGGAGAGUUGCUUAUUAUAAGAAUACUCUGCAUCUGAAGCUUGGGACUCCAGCAGUGCGCAAUGUCAUGGACAUGAAUGCAUUUUUUGGAGGUUUUGCAGCAGCACUUGCUUCAGAUCCAGUAUGGGUGAUGAAUGUUGUUCCUGCUUGGAAACCACUAACUCUUGGUGUUAUAUAUGACAGAGGCCUUAUUGGAGUAUACCAUGAUUGGUGUGAGCCCUUUUCAACAUACCCUCGUACUUACGAUUUUAUCCAUGUAGCUGGCAUUGACUCGCUAAUAAAGCUUCCCGGUUCAAGCAAGAGCAGAUGUAACCUUGUGGAUCUAAUGGUGGAGAUAGAUAGGAUGUUGCGUCCAGAAGGAACUGUUGUGAUUCGAGAUUCUCCGGAAGUAAUCGACAAAGUGGCUCGAAUAGCUCACGCUGUAAGGUGGACACCCACCAUACAUGACAAGGAACCUGAAUCACAUGUGAGAGAGAAAAUCCUGGUAGCAACGAAAACGUUUUGGAAGCUAACUUCAACUUCCCAUUGAGACGGACUUGUUCGUUGUAAUGCAGGUAUAAUCCUUUUCAUUUUUGUUCAUUUUAUGAAGCCAAGUUGUCCUCCUCAUGCAUCAAAUAGAUGCAAUCUUGAUUCUUUUUUCCUUAUUUGGUAUAUUUAUAUCACAAAAUAGUAGAUGUACAAAAAGUAUAAAAAAAUUAUCAAAAGGCUACAGCUUUCUGGCAGUAGACAUAUAGCAAUGACAAUUGCAAUUUAUGUUAGCUGUAAGAACUGAUUGUAAAUUGACAGCAUAUAUAGAUUGUCAUGAACUUGAUGCUGAUUCAUUAUU